UCCCCUCGCAAGCACAGCAUUACAUAAACAAACCGCUAGACUUUCUUUCUCAUUAUUAUAGGGAUUCCAGUCGGUGACAGUGACACAGAACUGCGCGUAAAGAUGGCAAUGACGGACACAGAGCGGGGGAGCUCCAAUCGAGCCGAGUCUGGGUCCCCAUUCUCUGAGAUAAUUGAACUGAAUGUCGGGGGACAGGUGUAUGUGACACGGCACAUAACUUUGGUCGCCGUCCCAGACUCGCUCCUCUGGACCAUGUUCAGCAAGAAGGCUCCAAAGGACCUGGCGCGAGACGGCAAAGGGCGCUACUUCUUGGACAGGGACGGUUUCUUGUUCCGUUAUAUUUUAGACUACCUGCGGGACCUCAACCUGGUGCUGCCUGAUUUUUUCCCCGAGAAAAGCCGGCUGCAGAGGGAGGCUGAGUUUUUCCAGCUGCGGGACCUGUCCAAGCGCCUGAGCCCCAGGAUGAGCAAAGAGAACUCCAUCAACGAGGAGAUUUGCCAGAGCGACACCGAGGAGGGUGCGCUUCAGUGCGGCACCGGGUCCUCCGGCGUUGGCAUGGAAACUUUGCGCAUGAUGACUGCAAUGAGCAGCGCUCGCUCCCAGUCUCUGGAGUCCAGAAAGUCGGGCUACAUCACAAUUGGAUACCGGGGAUCGUACAAUAUAGGGAGAGAUAUCCAAACCGACGCGAAGUUCAGGAGAGUGGCGCGCAUCACGGUGUGCGGGAAAACUUCCCUUGCCAAAGAGGUGUUCGGGGACACUUUGAAUGAGAGCAGGGACCCCGACCGGCCACCGGAGAGGUAUACGUCCCGUUACUACCUGAAAUUCAAUUUCCUUGAGCAGGCGUUUGACAAGCUGACCGAGGUUGGCUUUCACAUGGUGGCUUGUAGCUCCACGGGCACAUGCGCCUACACCAGCAAUGACCCAAACGAGGAUAAAAUCUGGACGAGUUAUAACGAGUAUGUGUUCUGUCGGGACUAAAAUGUUAAUAUGGUCACCACCUGAGCCCACCCGCUGCCAACAGAAAAUUACUGUUUUGUGUUUACUUGUGUAAAUAGGCAUCUCAUAAUUUCCACAAAGAGAAUAGGGCCUGCAUAUUUGAUCUUUGACAUUGUCUCCAGCAUAUAUUCUUCCAUGUCAUUAUUUAAAAUCUCUUUACAUAUUUAAUGGGAAAUACCCACAGCCUAUAGGUCAAUACACACUAACCUAGAAUUCCAGAUGUUAUCAUGUGUUAAUUUGCCUUGUGGAGGUGGCUAUUGAAUGAAUGAAUUUAAUGACAUCUUACACACACGCACAUGUAACAAUGAAGACAAGAAGACGGGUCAUACUUAAUAAUUCUCUUGAGUUGUGUUUUUAAAGAAAGGACUGUCCAGCCAGCGAUCCCAGAUUGGUGUUUCUUCGGAAGAUAGACACAAAGAAGCACAUUAGAUGUGCCGGACAACAAUAUGUUGAUGGCUGUAGAUUAGUGAUUUGUCUUUUAGCAUGGAAAUAACUGUGAAUUAGCAGGGAGCUAAUGCGACCAUUACAAUUAGGGCAUGCUAGCUAACUUGCUCUUACAGCAAUAACAUACAAAAGCACACCCCAGGAAGCCCUCAAUAUCUAACAGGGAACAAACACACACACACACAUAUAUAUACACUAAUUAUACAAAACAUUAAGGAUACCUGCUCUUUCCAUGACAUAGACUGACCAGGUGAAUCCAGGUGAAAGCUAUGAUCCCUUAUUGAUGUCACUUGUUAAAUCCACUUCAAUCAGUGUAGAUGAAGGGGAGAAGACAGAUUAAAGGAUGAUUUUUAAGCCUUGAGACAAUUGAGACAUGGAUUGUGUGUGUGUGCCUUCAGAGUGUGAAUGGGCAAGACAAAAGAUGUAUGUGCCUUUUGGACGGGGUAUGGUAGUAGGUUCCAUGCGUCAAGAACUGCAACGCUGCUGGUUUUUCAUGCUCAACAGUUUCUCGUGUGUAUCAAGGAUGGUCCACAACCCAAAGUACAUCCAGCCAACUUGACACGACUGUGGGAAGCAUUGGAGUCAACAUGGGCCAACAUCCCUGUGGAACGCUUUCAACACCUUGUAGAGUCCAUGCCCCAACGAAUUGAGUCUGUUCUGAGGGCAAAAGGGUGGGUGCAACUCAAUAUUAGGAAGGUGUUCCUAUUGUUUGGUAUACUCAGUCUAUCUAUCUAUCUAUCUGUAAAUGUACAUAGUGAACUCAUACACAUUGUAAAUAUGAAAAUAGGAUAGAGUAUUUCAGAACAUGACCUACUGCUUGUAUAGCAGUAUCAGACUGGGAAGAAUGUAUGUUCCCAAUCUCCUAUCUGCAAGCAUGACCAAUGGCAUAACACCUUAUUGAUAUGUAAAUUCAACCAACCAAUAGGAAUAUGUAAACAUACGCAUGCACUUGAUUCACAUGGGAAACUGUUGAGCGUUUUCCACCCAGCAGUGUUGCAGGUCUUGACACAAACCGGUGCACCUGGCACCUACUACCAUACCCCAUUCAAAGGAACUUGAAUCUUUUGUCUUGCCCAUUCACCCUCUGAAUGGCACACACACACAAUCCAUGUCUCAAUUGUCUCAAUGUUUAAAAAUCCUUCUUUAACCCGUCUCCUCCCCUUCACUGAUUUAGUAGUGGAUUUAGUGACACCAAUAAGGGACCAUAGGUUUCACCUGGAUUCACCUGGUCAGUCUAUGUCAUGGAAAAACAGGUGUUCAUAAUGUUUUAUACACUCAGUGUAUACAUGCCACCUUUCAGUUAUUUCAUAGACCGGUCACCGUGGUUCCCUGCCACUGACUGGUAACCUUCAGUAUUGUUUUCUGAAUCCAGUCUUGUUAAAAAAUAGAGUUGAUUUAAGUAAGAGAUGAUUUUGAAUGUCCAAGAUUAAUAGACAUACAUGUAUUUCUACUUUAUUUGGUGUACUAGAACUUCUACAGAGCCUAUAUUGACCUGAAAUAGCUCGCUUUAUUAGCCUACUAAGACCACAUCUCUGCCGAGCUGACAAAUGCAAAUUCCUGUAGUAAUAAUUGUGUUGUAAUGAAAUUGGGUUAUUUAUCUGUGCGAGACUAAGCAUUCCUCCCUGUCUCAAUUUGCAUGACAAUGUUAAAAUUAAAACCCCAUCAGACUCCACUUUGUGAUCCAUAAAGUUAAUACAACAGCGUAUAGACAUGGUAGAACAUUAUUGUAUUAUUUUACAGCAUUUUAGUCAGCGUAAUUCAUUCAUUAGAGGCUUGCUUUACCAAAUAAUGUAUUUUCUACUUCAUUCCACAGUAGUCUGAUUGCCCAAAAAUAUGCAUUUGUUUUGUUGCGUUGCAUAUUUGUUAACUUGUUCACAUACUGAAAUAAAGUCUUCUACAAUUCUAA
Messenger RNA from Salvelinus fontinalis (brook trout), 3346 nucleotides. It is a transcript of the gene kctd12.1, whose product is annotated as potassium channel tetramerisation domain containing 12.1. NCBI's taxonomy places the organism in Eukaryota, Metazoa, Chordata, Actinopteri, Salmoniformes, Salmonidae. The record is from RefSeq and is a predicted model, not a curated record. Gene Ontology annotation, biological process: regulation of G protein-coupled receptor signaling pathway; protein homooligomerization. Gene Ontology annotation, molecular function: protein binding. Gene Ontology annotation, cellular component: postsynaptic membrane; presynaptic membrane. The transcript has a single exon. Bases 103 to 978 code for a protein of 291 amino acids.